Messenger RNA from Sinocyclocheilus anshuiensis, 1947 nucleotides. It is a transcript of the gene tbc1d20, whose product is annotated as TBC1 domain family, member 20. The record is from RefSeq and is a predicted model, not a curated record. Gene Ontology annotation, biological process: positive regulation of GTPase activity; endoplasmic reticulum to Golgi vesicle-mediated transport. Gene Ontology annotation, molecular function: GTPase activator activity. NCBI's taxonomy places the organism in Eukaryota, Metazoa, Chordata, Actinopteri, Cypriniformes, Cyprinidae. Gene Ontology annotation, cellular component: endoplasmic reticulum membrane. Bases 312 to 1508 code for a protein of 398 amino acids. The transcript has 8 exons.
CAACCCAGAUGAUGCUACCGCUGGAGCUGCUGAAGCGAUUCGCAUGAAAUGACACAAAAGAGGCGCAGAGAUGCCGGUUCGGUUCGGUUCGGUUCGGCGGAACACACUGAUGUAAAACCCUUGACAUGAGUGAAACCGACCGGAGCGACAGAUGAGGUUCAUGUGCCAUGAGUUUAUCCAGCUAACGCGGGCCUGAAGGAGAGGAUGUGGCCUUUAGCUGUCAAGCUAAAGUAGUAGAAGCCCAUCAGCUGCUCGCAUUUCAGUGAGAGAAAAUAAUGUAGCUGGAUCUGAAGACAGACGUUAGCGACAGCAUGAAUCUGAAGAAGUCUCGGAGUGUCGGAGCUGCUUCCCCGCGCAAUGGACUCGGAAAACAAGAUGCUGAGUCCAGACGGAAGAGGAAGGUGGCGGAGAUCACGCAGGCCCUGAACAGGACGCCGGUGGAUGUGGCCGCUCUGAGACGCAUGGCCAUCAGUGAAGGAGGUCUGCUGAGCGACGAGAUCCGCCGGCAGGUGUGGCCCAGACUGCUCAACGUGUCUGUAGAAAACAUACCUGAACAGCUGGAGCCGGUCGAUCGAGACAGUAACAAGGACUUCAACCAAGUGCUUCUAGAUGUUCAGAGAUCCCUCAGGCGCUUCCCUCCAGGGAUGCCAGACGAGCAGCGGGAAGGCCUUCAGGAAGAGCUGAUCAAUAUUAUUCUGCGGGUGCUGGUGAAAAACCCACAGCUGCACUAUUACCAGGGUUACCAUGACAUCGUGGUGACCUUCCUGCUGGUGCUGGAGGAACGACUCGCCACUGCCCUGGUGGAGAAACUCUCCACUCACCACCUCAGGGACUUUAUGGACCCCACUAUGGACAACACCAAACACAUCCUGAACUACCUGAUGCCCAUAAUCGAGAGGGUCAACCCUGAAGUGUACGACUUCAUGCAGCAAGCCGAGGUCGGCACCAUUUUCGCUCUCAGCUGGCUCAUCACCUGGUUCGGACAUGUACUGUCAGAUUUCCGUCAUGUGGUUCGGUUGUACGACUUCUUCCUGGCCUGCCAUCCCCUCAUGCCCAUCUACUUUGCUGCUGUGAUCGUGUUGCAUCGAGAGGAGGAGGUGUUGGACUGUGAGUGUGACAUGGCCAUGAUGCACCAUCUCCUGUCCCGUAUCCCAGAGGACCUGCCGUACGAGACGCUGAUCAGCCGCGCAGGAGAUCUGUUCGUUCAGUUCCCCCCGUCUGAGCUGGCCAGAGAGCGCAGUCAGCUGAUGGCUGUCUCCACCUUCAAAGACUUUGAGUUGGCGUCGACGCAGCAGCGUCCGGACACAGUGCUCCACCAGAGACGGAAAGAGCAGCAGCAGCGCACACUGGAGGCCCAGCGAGGAACCGUAGCAGUCGUCCAGCCCACGGCACGGCGCCUCAUGCGGCUGGCAGUCAUGGGAUUGACUGUGGCAUUGGGGGCUGCCGCUUUAGCCGUGGUAAACUCUGCCCUGGAAUGGGCUCCUAAACUAGACUUACUCUUCCCGUGAAGGAGCCAAUCAACAGCACAGAACCACAGCGUCUUGUUUUGAGGACUGAAUAUUGGUUACUUUGCCUUUUUUUGUUGUUUUUUUAGGUAUUUAUACUUGUGAACCGGUUAGACUAAUAAAUAAAAUAAUGUGUUCAUAGUUAUUGUAAUUAAACAAGCUGUUUCCCAUUGAAUGAGGUGCUGAGUCUGAAAUAUUCAGCAAAGCAGAGCUUCCACUUCCUCUAGUAGACGAUGAAAAUGUUUCCUGGAUCUACGGAGGACAGGCAUCAAUCCUUGUGUUGAAUUGGAUGUACAGUGGAGGUAUGUAUACUCCAUGUCUCAUACAUGAAACACAAUCUGAGCAAAUGUUUAAAUCAUUUGUAAAAAACAUUCCCUUUGUCUUUUUACUUGAAGGAAUAGUUCACACAAGAAUGAAAAUCUGCUGAACAUUUACUCACCCU